AUGGUGGUGUUCGUCGACCUGGACAGCGAUGCCUUUACCGAACAUCCCGGUUCAAUCCCGGGCAUCCCAUUCCCAUACCCGUCCAAGCUGACCGGCGCGUCUGUCGCGACCGCAGCAACAGCUACGGCCGAGCUCUCUUCCUCCCCCACAUUCUUAAACGAAGACCAAGACCAUGAUCGCCAUCGCGAAUGCGACCGCGACCGCGACCGCCACACAAAUAUCCAGACCUCAUCCUCAACAUCAGACAUCCCUGCCGAGGAGCCGGUAAAUCUGAACCGGAGUGCCUUCUCUGCUGCUCUGAGCUGUUACCCCAUUGUCAAGGAAAUCGCUCGCGCUAUCGACCUAAACACCCUCUACGACCUCUCGCGCACAUGUCGCCAGUUCCACGCAAACCUGGCACCCUUCCGGCACCAGCUGGUGCGAGAGACUCUUCGCUGCGAGAACCAGUAUAUAGAGACGGUCUCCGAGAUGCUAGAUGCCGGGACCGCUAUUCCCAGCAGCGUCAAGUCGGUCCUACAAUUGCUGAGCAAUGGUAACUCAGAGCCGGGCCGCAUGACGCGCGGCAAAGUGGGCAGGUGCGCACGAGACAUGGUGGGCGAGUGUCAGCGUUGCAGCAAGGUUGUUUGUAGGAAUUGCACUAUAAAACCUCCAUCACAAUCAACCAUGAAGGGACGCAUUCGCCGAUUAUGUCGCACAUGCAACACAGCUCCGCUCUCCCAACAUCUCUCAGGCAUGGGAUGGACAGACGGGUCAUAUGACGCACUUGAUACCGACCGCAAGGCAGUGGUACUGUCUCAAAAUAUCUGCCGUUGUACUGACACAGUCUGGCUUUGUGUGCAAUGCGGCCAGAAUCUACGCAGCAGCGAUACCACCUACCGCCGCGUUUGGGCCUGGCGCACCCGGUACAGCACGUAUCUCGGUGGUGGUCUGGGUACCGGCAUCGGCGAAGGAUGCCAAGGGGUUAAAUGCGGGCGUGGGGAAUUUUGUCUCGCAGGUCAGGAAAUUGAGCUUGAGGUUGACUGUGAAGCGGAUGAGGGAUCAAGUGAUACCAGCAGCACGGGCUAUCAUAGUCCGGUUAGCCAUACACCAGCAACGGCGCCGGCGUCUUCGCUUUACCAGCAGGAACUGGCUUCUUCUGAUAGUCAUGACGAUGAGGAACCGGGGUACUUCCGGCAAGAGGUUAUUGGUUUAGGAGGCGUUGUGAAGCAUAAAUCGAAAAAGAGGGUUAUGGUUGGUGCUUGUGUGGUUGAGUAUGAGGAUGAGAGGGAAAAGGGGAGUUAUCUUGAGAGAGAAGAGAGUGGUUUAUAUCGGGCCUGGUGUGGAUGGUGUUCCAAGGUGAUUCCGGCAUAG
Molecule: messenger RNA, 1350 nt
Organism: Penicillium verhagenii
Lineage: Eukaryota; Fungi; Ascomycota; Eurotiomycetes; Eurotiales; Aspergillaceae
Exons: 3
Coding region: 1-1350 (449 amino acids)
Source: RefSeq, a predicted model, not a curated record